Mercenaria mercenaria is the source of this 393-nucleotide messenger RNA. Its product is annotated as sialate O-acetylesterase-like. The record is from RefSeq and is a predicted model, not a curated record. Gene Ontology annotation, molecular function: sialate O-acetylesterase activity. The annotation marks the transcript as partial. Lineage: Eukaryota; Metazoa; Mollusca; Bivalvia; Venerida; Veneridae. The transcript has 2 exons. Gene Ontology annotation, biological process: carbohydrate metabolic process.
UUUACACAGACUGGAAAUAAACUUAUAAUUGAGUUUGAUCAUGGUAACAGUGCUAUAGAAGUAAGGAAAACCGACGGAUUUGAGUUAUGUUGCGGAAACACGGUCAACCACACGUGCCACUAUAAUGCGUGGAAACCAGCUCCUAUUGUUGAACAUGACCAGAGCACGGUCACUAUAGAUACGUCAGCUUGUCAUGGUACCACGAAUGUUGUAGCAGCUGUGAGAUAUGCCUGGGAAAUGAGUCCGUGUGAAUUCAAGAUGUGUCCACUCUAUGACAGCAACAACGACCUUCCUGCGGCUACGUUCGUCAAAUAUGGUCCAUUCAAAACGCAGUGAUCAUCUAGACUAAAAGAUAAAUUAUAUCUUGAAUAAUUGUAAUAAAACUCAACACUU